Molecule: messenger RNA, 780 nt
Organism: Clunio marinus
Lineage: Eukaryota; Metazoa; Arthropoda; Insecta; Diptera; Chironomidae
Source: the annotation of a GenBank genome assembly
AAAUCCACUUCCACUUUACGUUCGGUGAACCUUCCAAUUGAUUCAGGACCAAUCAUCAAUCGAUUACCAACUAUAACUGAAGAUAAAUGUGGAAUUAGUGACAGCAUUAGAUCUCGAAUUGUUGGUGGUUCUGACGCUCCACGUGGAGCUUAUCCAUGGCUUGCUGCACUUGGUUAUAAAACACCAACACUCCGUUUCCUUUGUGGUGGAUCUUUAAUCACACAAAAGCAUGUUUUAUCGGCAGCUCAUUGCAUACUUGACAAUUUAAUUAAAGUUAGACUUGGAGCGCAUGAUAUCAAUUCAACUACUGAAGGUUCCAUUGAUGUUGGAAUUGAGAAAACAUUUGUUCAUAAAGAUUACGAUUCAAAAUUCAUCAUGAAUGAUAUCAGCAUGUUGAGACUCGAUCGGAUCAUUAAAAUCACAAACUCAAUCAAACCAAUUUGCAUACCGUUAACCGAUUCGCUCAUUACAAGAAACUACACGGGAUCUCGUGCGUGGGUGGCUGGUUGGGGUUCGACGAGUUUUCGUGGUCCUGGUUCACGUAUUCUUCAAGAAGUUCAAUUGCCUGUCAUUGCAAAAUCAACAUGUGAAUUCAAUUAUCGACUUUACUUUCCUAAUCAAGUGUUCAAUAAUAAGAUUUUAUGUGCGGGAUAUCCUGGAGGGGGUAAAGAUAGUUGUCAGGGUGAUUCAGGAGGAGGGUUGGUUUUACCUUUGACGACACCAGAUGGAACAGAAACUUAUUACAUUUUAAUCGGCGUUGUAUCUUUUGGUAGGAAAACA